Messenger RNA from Condylostylus longicornis, 519 nucleotides. RefSeq names its product kunitz-like toxin PcKuz3. The transcript is spliced from 2 exons. The record is from RefSeq and is a predicted model, not a curated record. Bases 93 to 359 code for a protein of 88 amino acids. Gene Ontology annotation, molecular function: serine-type endopeptidase inhibitor activity. Lineage: Eukaryota; Metazoa; Arthropoda; Insecta; Diptera; Dolichopodidae.
UAUAGCUUCAACAACAUUUGAAAUAUUGAAAAAUAAAAAAAAUCGCAAAGAUUUUAAAUUGAUAUUUUCCUUUUCAUAUAAAAAAAAUUAUAAUGAAACUUUCUAUUAGUAUUUUUAUAACCUUGGCCCUAAUCUAUUUUGAAAGCGCUUGUGCAGCCCCAUCGUUAUCAGCAAAAUGUGUUGAACCGGUCGAAGUUGGAACAUGUUCUUUAAAACUUCCACGAUUUUAUUAUGACACAAAAACAGAUGAAUGCAAAGAAUUUCGAUAUGGUGGAUGCCGUGGAAAUAAUAAUCGAUUUGGUACUAAAGAAUUUUGUGAAAAAGAAUGUAAAAAACCAAAUGAAACGAAAAAAAAUUAAAAGUUACAAAUUCAAUCGCCUAAAUUUAUGCAAUAUAAAAAAAAAAUUUUAAAAGAAUUACGUAUAAAAAUUUAAUAAUGGCGUUGUGAUUGUUUAAAUUAUAGUUAAUGUAGAACGCGCAAAUAAAAUUUUUUAAGAAAAUAAAUAAAUAUACAAGUAU